AUUACAUAUGGCGGCCCCCUUGUGUCGAUGGACAGCUUGAAGCAGCGUUGAAAUUUCCCUUUGAUUGCAGAAUUUCGUCGCCAACAAGUGUAAAGAAAGUCCAGGUUAAAUAUUAAUCAUGACGGACAGUCCGCCAUCACCAAAGAGGGUGAAAAUGGAAACAGUGGAUCUUAAUGAACUCACCCGAGAAGAAUUGAUUAACAAGGUGAAAGAACAAGAAAAGUAUGUCCGGUAUCUAGAAGAAAGACAGCCACGAGGUCGGAAAGGGGAAGAUGAUGGGGAUGUCAAAGAAAUGGAGGAGAAAAUGAAGCAGCAGCUUCGUGAAAAUGUGAGGCGAGAGAGUACCCUGGUGCACCGCCUCGCCACUAAGGAGCAGGAGCUACAGGACUACAUUAACCAAAUUGCGGAAAUGAAACAAGCGCAGACCCAAAACUCGGCUCAACUAAGAUCUAUGCUGUUGGACCCUGCUGUCAAUCUCGUAUUCCAGAGAAUCACCAAGGAAAUGGAUGAAUCACAGGAGAAACUCAAACAAACCCAAAAUGAACUAAGUGCUUGGAAGUUCACACCAGACAGCCAAACCGGUAAAAGGCUGAUGGCCAAGUGUCGGAUGCUCCUCCAGGAAAAUGAGGAGCUUGGAAAGGUGAUCAACUCCGGAAAGACAGCUCAGCUGGAAGGAGAGAUAGCCCUACAGAAGACUCUGGUACAGGAGAUGACCACCAAUCAGUCUGAGUUGGAUGACCUGCUGGGUGACCUUGACGAGGAUGUGGAGGGCAUGCAGAGUAUGAUAUAUGUGUUACAACAACAGCUCAAGGACACUAAGGAACAGUUGGUACUUGUACAGGAGGAAAACGCACAGCUCCGCCUCACACAAGAUACCAUCCCAGUCACAAACGUGCCUCCCACAGACGUUAAACCAAUCAUAAAACAGGAGGCAUCUAGUUUUCCCAACAGUCCAAUCACAGACUCUGUACCACAGAAUACAUGGACAGCACACAGUGAUAGUAAGUAUGAACCGUCACAUGACUGUGAUAUUGCCAAAGAACAACCAGAGACACCUGAUGGUAACGGUGAAAUAGAGCCGAUGGAAACUGACCAAAACAUGUCCUCAGAUUUUUACAACACACAUUCACUGAACUCUACCAGCACAAACAUUGAACACAAUCAUACUACAGAUAACGAGAAGGACUCCAUAGAACAAUAUAGGACAGGUAGGAAAGACACUCAGCUCCACGAGAGCACGGACGAGUUAUCACAGGAUGCCUGGAGUCCAAGGAAACCGGCACUCGACCAGUUGGACGAGGACAGUGCUUUAAGGAAAUCCCGUGAUGAGUUAAGUUGUAGUCCAGAUACAACAAGCUUGGACAAGUUAGGAGAGAAGGAUUUAUCAUCUGGGGACUUCUUACACAUACAGAAUGGCGUUAAUAGGACUAAUGACGGCGAGAUUGAACAGGCGUAGGAUAUACCAGUGUGUCAUCACAAUCACAGUUCAUUUGCUCAUCCAGUAGUCAGAAUUCAUUUUCAGACAGAUUGUUAAUGUUUAUAAAGAAUCAAAACUGUCCAUUUCUAGAAAGAAUUGCUACUUUUAUGAAUGAAAAAAAAAGUUUUUCUCUCUAAAAUUAUUUUAUGUAAAUUCAUUCAUGUUUUAAAAGACAGUUCAGUGGUGUAAAGUAUUGUGUGGUGAAAUGCUUUAAACCAUGGUAUAUAGAUUUAGAAGUAUAGACUAAUGACAGGCACUUGCCUCGUCUGUCAAUACACCUACUGAGAGACGAGCCGAGUGUCUGUGGACUUAUCAGAAUGUACCAAGAUAAUAGAAACGUCCCAAUCUGUAAUAUGUUAAGAUUUUUAAGAGGCCUUUGAUACAGUAUAUUAGUGGACGUUUUGUUGAUACAUAUUCAAUAUGACUUCUUCCUUGUGCAAUUAAAAUAUACAUUUAAUGUACUUAAGUUAAUUCAACACCUUUAAUGAUAAAGCCAAUUAAAAGAAAAUAUAUUUAAAGAUUACACUGAAAGUGUAAAACAUGACUAAUUUUCCAUACACCCAGAUAAUCAGCUUUAGAAAAUAUCAGGAUAUUGUUGCUAUGAAGGUUUUUUUCACAUUUGUCAUUGACAGCCAUAUUUGAUAAAGUGAAAAGUCAACCUUGAUUUUCCAGAUUAAGACAAUUUGUCAAUCUCAAUCAAAUUUGAAGAUAAUCCAUUUGAUAUUUGAAAACUUUCUAAUUCCUACAAAAAGGAUACCGUAUAGCUUUACUGGUAGAUAAUAUUGUCUUGCAUAAAGACAGUUAGAUCAUAGGGUUUGCAACAUGAAACAUGACAAAUAGCCGGUCAAAUUUUUGCAUAAUUUUGCAAAAAUUGGUUGCAAAACUAGGUGAUAACUAAGUAAUGUUGAUUGACUUCUAAUUUUGUACUUGUCAUCAAUACACUGGAAGCUUAUCAACAUGUAAAACGUUAUUUCGACUAAUUUUAUCAGACUAUUUUUCCUGAAAUUUUUAUUUGUUUUAUGACUAAGUCAAUACAGGGACAACCGGACAUUGAAUGUUUGUUAUAAUUCGGACAGAUUAAAGCUUGUUUUAUUCUUUUUCGUAAGUAUUUCCUAAUUCCACCGAGAGUGGAUAUUUGUGUGCAAGUGACAUAAUGUAUUACUGUAUCCAAUAUGUUCGCAGUUGUCUAUAUUAAAUAAAAAUUUCAAUUUUUUUAGAUUUUUAAUGAAGAUUUAUCCAUGAUUAACACUGCAGUGAAAGGUUGUUUUUGUUAAAUAUAUAAAUACAUGUAUAUCCUAAGUUGUGAUAUGAAUUUCAGACUUUGUUGCAGUACAGCAUUAUGAUAUAUGUAGUAUAUAAUAGUCUUGUUCAGCAGAGAGCAACACUGAACAUAGGCGAUGUUCUCAGAUCAUCUUGGUUAUCUAAGCCCUGCAUGAUUUUGUUCCUACCAGAAAUAAUGCUACCCUUAUAAUUAACUCAGUUUUCGACAGGUUCAGUUCAGAAAAAUAGUUUGAUUGUGUUAGCAAAAUCAGUUAGCAGGAACUAGUUGAAACUUUCUAUGCAGUAACCUGCAGGUGUUAUAGUUUUCAUUAUUCCUAGAAAACAUUGGUACCAGUAUAUGUUACAAAUAGAAAUAACGAAUUUAAAAAUGUUAAUAUCCUUACAUGUAUUUACAUUCUUAAUACUGGAUAUGAGCACAAAAGAAUUUGCAUUCUUAGGACUUUGAAUGCUUCUCUCCCAUAACAUACGAUUUUCACAAAAUGCAAACACUUAGAGGGGUUAGGCUGCUCCUAAAAAAACAUCUGCAUUAGAUAAUAAAAAUAUUGAGAAUAUUGCACAAUACUAGGUUCAGAAUGUUAUUUGAUUUCCAUAUCUUUACCAAAUAUUUGAACAUUCAUACUGCUAGGAACACAAUUUCUUUCAACAAAAUUUAACAGAGAAAAGUCUUAGCAGGCUUCAUGCAAUAGCUAUAUAUGGGGAUAUGACCAGUUCGUAUUCAUACCAACAUAAAUGCCACUAUUAAAAAGUCGACAAUUAUUUUAUAUGCCUGUCUGGAGGAUAAUGGUAUGGCACUGUUCUUUGACUGGCGGGAACUUUUUAUUUGUCUGGAGAUCUCCUACAUUUAUUGAUCGAUCUGUUUGAAACUCUGUAUGCAUUAUAACCAUGAUACAUGGUGUAUAUAGGUGUUUUUCCCUGAAAAGUAUUUUGAUUCAACUAUUUUAUGCAACAGUUAUUGCCUUUUAUUUCGGUAUUUGAUUUUUUUCAACUGAUUUCUUUGAAACUUGGUAGUAAGUGUGGUACAUAGUUGUGGUUCUCUGAGUGGCAUUUUGAUUCAACUAUUUUUGCAAAAGUUAGUCUCCUUUAUAUAUUUCAGGGUUUGACUUUUGUUCUGAAAGCCUACAUCCUUUUUCGAAUCAUUUCUUUGAAACUUGGUAGGAAUCAUAAUCAUGAUAUCAAGUUGUUUUUAAUGAGUUGGAAACUUUGUCUGUAAUCGCUGAUUACUGCUAAUCUUCAAACUGUUUGAAAAUUAAACAUUAACUUGGUAGUGAAAGUAAAGGUAAGGGGUAAAACAUGCCACCUAUUACCACAUAUAAGGUGAUGUUAACCUUAUUUCACUGCAAGAUAGUAUAUGACACUUUAUGGCAUUUGAAGGGCAUAUAUUGUUCCACGCCGCGGUACUGUUGUUUAUGUGUUUGCUUUGUGACAGGUGUAUGUAUCCCUGGUACAUACUAACAACAAUAUACCGCUCUGCUACACUGAUCACUUUAGUGCGAUCGGUUGUGUCUAAGACUAGUAAGACAGAGGUUCCGUGUUUGAUCCCUAGCAGAGGUGAUGAUUUAAAUAUACAUAUAACAUGGUAUGUUAGUUGAUGUGCAAAUUAUUAAAAAAAAAAAAGCAUGAUGUCUGCAGACUAUGAUUCUGGUUCAAUCAGGUAAGACAAUUUAAUUUUCUGAUUCCACAUAGAAACACAGAUAUAAUACAAGCUAUAUCUCGGUCUUGUACACUUAUCAUUAUGAGAAAUUGUGAUCUCAAAUUUUAUUUUGUUCACCUGUUAGGUUUUUUAAUGUCAGAUGGUGAACAAGUGCUGCUGUUUUGUGAUCAACAUUUCACAUAUUUGUUAAAAUGGAUACACUGUAUAUGAAUGAAUUCAAUGUUUUGUAUGUCUGAUUUCAUGGAGUGAGUGGUUUAUCAUGCAACUGUUGUUUGUGUUCAGGUCUAUGUGAAUAAACGAGGCAGCAAAUGAGAACUUA
Molecule: messenger RNA, 4728 nt
Organism: Pecten maximus
Lineage: Eukaryota; Metazoa; Mollusca; Bivalvia; Pectinida; Pectinidae
Product: pre-mRNA-splicing regulator WTAP-like
Biological process (GO): regulation of alternative mRNA splicing, via spliceosome
Cellular component (GO): nucleus
Source: RefSeq, a predicted model, not a curated record